This is a messenger RNA of Fusarium sp. VM40, 1863 nucleotides long. NCBI's taxonomy places the organism in Eukaryota, Fungi, Ascomycota, Sordariomycetes, Hypocreales, Nectriaceae. The record is from the annotation of a GenBank genome assembly.
AUGGCGAAGCGAAGCAUUUCUGACGACAACUCGAUAUGCGACGGUGAUUCUAAACAUGAACAAACUCGGGGAUCUGUCUCAGAGAUGGAGAGAAAGUACAAAAAACGAAGAAUACCUAAAUUAGAUGAGAUCGCCAGGAAGUGUACCAUCGAUACUCAUCUUAGUGCUCUGGACCAUCGUUUAACCGCUCAAGAGUCUUUCUGCGAGCUUGUUCAAUGGUGGAGAGGCAGCAUCAUGGAGUCGUUUUACGUGCAACUCGUCGACUUUACUGUCGUCCGUCGAGAGCGACACGAAAAAGUAAGCGGACGCACAGUAACAGAGAUUUUGUAUAAAGCACUAGACCAGUCCUCACUUGACAAGAGGGAAUUGGGCUACAUCCAGUUCUUAAACACGAAGUACGAUAAGGCUGGAGUUGUCAGGAUCGUCAACCGUCAAGUAACUCUGCAGCCCGAAAACCUCCUGACCAAGACUCAAGAUACCACAUCAACGUACUCGACUCAUUCUCAGUUCAAUCUAGCAAGGGCCAUCUUGAACUUUGUCGGAGGCGGAACAAAUCAUUCUGUCACUUGUCAAUCUGGCGGGGUCAACAUGAAUUUCAACUUUAACACUGCAAGAGAACUCGUUGCUCGCGUGACUAGGAUGAGACCCGACACCAUUUCUAAGUCCUACAAGUCUGCAUCGUCCAGAUUCAAGAGCCAUGUGCCAUUCUAUCCAAGACCAAGCGUCGAUACUAUCUUGAGCAUCGGCGAAGCUGGACUUGGACGAUCCGGGAACAAUGAAUGGAUAAAACGCGCCAAGGUCUCUCCAGGGGAGUUUGCCAUCUGGUGCGAAGCUGCUUUGUUUCUCCAAGAUAUCAAAGAGGAGGGUAUCAUCAGAACUCGCAUGGGCGAUCUGAUCCUUGACGUCAAGUAUCGCGAUAACCUCCAUCUCAAUGGCUUUCUCUUGCACGCAAAGAGCAAGACAACACACGCAAGUCUAUCCGGAAAGCGACUCAAAUACGGCUAUAAUAUCAUAUACGGAACGGCUGAAAAAGAGGGGAAGCGCAUAUGUUCCCUGGAAGAUGAGUCUAAAGCUCUCAUUGAUCUACUCAAUGAUUGGCAGUGGGGAGAUGUAGAGCUUGCAUAUCAGUUCAUCUCGAGAGAUGCCGUUGUUUGUCUCAAAGAUUAUCUGUUCAAGGAUACUUCCAAGUGGCAUUACAGACAGAAUCCUCAACUUGACUCUAUCAUCGCAAGCCUCGGUCGACAAGGAGGAGAGCUACGAGAUUCGUAUUGGGACAUUCUCCAGAUACACGGCAUGGUUCAUACAGUAGAAGUCGAACACCAACGCCGUUUUAUAACCAGCAAAACCGUCUCUAUACCCGAUGAUGAAUUUGCCAGGCAUAUUAGCAGAGCCCUCGAAACGUGUUUGUACGCAUGCAAUGCAACACAGACUAUCCGAGCUAUAUUCGUUCAAGGUAGCGGUCUACCUCUCCAAGUUGUAUACUCAAAAGGUGAAAGCAUCAUCAGGAUACACCGGAACUGGCUUUCUCAGGAAGAUACAAGGUUCAGACUUGGACUAGGUGCUCACAAGUCACUCCCGGAUGUUGUGUUCCUCACUUCGGUGACACUUCUCAAAGACAUUAUUGAUCAGCUUCCUAAUGAGUUGUUCUGUAAUGGUAAAGCUCAUGAGCUACAACUUGCUGAGCAAAGAUUACUCGAAUAUACACGAAAGUAUAUCAACUCCGAUGUUUUGAGUCGCGACUUCAUAGCACCGUCUCGAAGCAAACUGGCGGAUAUCGCAUGGGAGAAGUGUAUCUCGUCCAAGUCACACGCAAAGUAUCACAUGCAGCCUCAUCAAGCUGAGACUUACUCAAAAAUCCAAUAA